AUGCAUAAAGUCCUGCGGCGACAGCAUUGGACUUGUGUCAGAUGCCUCCGCAAGCAGACAAGAUACAAUUCCACCGCGACGGGUAUCGCCCCAGCUGACAACAGCUCCUUCGAAUCUGUCUACCUCCACGGAUCUCCCAGUCGACGGAGUGAAAAUGCACUCCUACGCGAAGUAUUCAACAACAAAGAUACAUGGCCAGCAUCGGCCAAGAGAACUACCGGCCUCAUAGGAAAUAAUCAUUUGACAACCCCUGAAGGCUUUCAAAAAUUUGCAGAGACGUCGGUAAUACAAUGCAAGAAGCUGGUGGAAAAAACACUGGCCGCAUCCACUGUCGAGGAGUACAGAGCCAUACCCAAAGACCUAGACCGGCUCAGUGACUUGCUAUGCCGAGUCAUUGACUUGUCCGACUUUAUCAGGGGCAUACAUCCCGAUGCGGCGGUCGCUGCGGCUGCGUCGGCAUCGUAUUCGUUGAUGUUUCAGUACAUGAAUGAACUCAACACCACGACCGGCUUGAAUCAGCAACUGAAGAAGGCAUGGAACAUCCCAGACGUUCUAUCCCACUGGAGCGAAGAAGAACAGAUGGUGGCAAAAGUGUUAAUGAAGGAUUUUGCCAAGUCCGGGAUUGAUCUUCCUGACCAACAACGAAAAGAGUUUGUUACCCUGUCGAAUGAAAUCGCACAGGUAGGAACGGAUUUCAUCAAUCAAAUGGAUCAUGCUAGGGACCACGUCAUAUUUUCGGUCAAACAGUUGCAUGGCAUUAACCCAACCUCCGUUCAGGGUCUUAAGGCUGAGGAUCGAGUGCCGAUUCCCGUUUACAGUCCAAUAUCAAGAAUGAUCAUGACUUCGGCAACAGACCCGGCGGUAAGGAAGGAACUUUACAUCGCCGAAAGAACCGCCGCGCAAGGAACAAUUGCAAGAUUGGAACAACUCCUUCUCCUGCGGGCUAAACUCGCCAAACUGACAGGGUAUGAUAAUUACGCCCACAUGACCCUGGCCGACAAGAUGGCCAAAACUCCGGAGGCGGUGAAUAAUUUUCUGGAAUCUGUCAAUGCCAACAACAAAACGCAAGUGCGAGCGGAAAUCGCACUACUUCUGGAGACCAAACGCCAAGUGGAUUCAGGGCCGACGACAUUGGAUCCCUGGGAUCAUGGCUUCCUCCUCGCUAAGUUGGCGCAAGCGGAAACCAACUCCGGCCCUCGGACAUCAAAAUCUCGCCUGUCCGAAAAUGCCCGAUCUUAUUUUGCGUUGGGACAUGUUAUGCAAGGCCUUUCGAGCCUUUUUGAGUCCUUGUAUGGCGUUCGUCUCGUGCCCAACGAGACUCAACGGGGUGAGGUUUGGCAUCCAGAAGUUAAACGACUAGAUGUAUAUACCGAUAAACAAGAACAUAUUGCCACGAUGUACUGCGAUUUAUUCUCUCGGCCGGGCAAGGUCCCUAACCCGUCACACUUCACGCUGGUUUGCUCAAGAGAGAUCUCGGAAGAAGAGGUUCGCGAGUGUCAAGAGAGAGGUGAACCUUUGAAUAAUGGCAUGCCGACCAUUCUCGGGACGAACCCCACAUCGGGAGUGACUGUUCAUCACCAGAUCCCCAUUAUCGCCCUGGUGUGCGACUUCCCAGAUCCAAGCACAUCUACUGGACCAUCGCUAUUGUCGUUCCGCAACGUCACCACGUUGUUUCACGAAAUGGGUCACGCUAUUCAUAGCAUUCUGGGACGUACAUCAAUGCAAACCAUCGCCGGGACGCGAUGUGCUACAGACUUUUCCGAGCUUCCUUCCGUGCUCAUGGAACAUUUUGCCACCGACCCGUCAGUUCUCCGAUUGUUUGCUCGACAUUGGCAAACAGACGCCAUGAUUCCAGACGAAUUGAUCGCCGCUCUGGCAGAUGAGCGAAUGAAAAAGGCCGGAAAAAGUGGUGGAUGGUAUAACGAGGGUCAAAUUUUGAUGUCCAUCCUUGAUCAAGUUUAUCACUCCAACGGUCCCGUCGAAGCCCUGUGGCAAGGGCGAUAUAACUCUACCGCUGCGUAUCACGAUGUUUGGAAUAAAUAUGGGAGUGUGCCGGAGCCGCGGCAGACCGCCUGGCAGGGAUUCUUCGGUCAUCUCUAUGGGUAUGGGGCCGUUUAUUACUCGUAUCUAUUUGACACAACAAUUGCGCGACGCGUGUGGCAAACGGUGUUUCGAGAUGGCGGAAAUGCAGGCGCCAUUGAUAGACUGGCUGGGGAGAAAUUUAAGCAGGAAGUUUUACGAUGGGGAGGCGGCCGAGAUCCCUGGCUAUGCCUGGAAAACCUCAUGGGUGACGGACAAGGAGUGUUGGCCGAAGGUGGAGAAGAGGCAAUGCUUGAGGUUGGUAGAUGGGGAGUCGGAGUGUCGGAUGAAGAGGCCAUGUAA
Messenger RNA from Rhinocladiella mackenziei CBS 650.93, 2382 nucleotides. RefSeq lists its product as uncharacterized. Gene Ontology annotation, biological process: peptide metabolic process. Gene Ontology annotation, cellular component: mitochondrion. The record is from RefSeq and is a predicted model, not a curated record. The transcript has a single exon. The coding region runs from base 1 to 2382 and encodes 793 amino acids. NCBI's taxonomy places the organism in Eukaryota, Fungi, Ascomycota, Eurotiomycetes, Chaetothyriales, Herpotrichiellaceae. Gene Ontology annotation, molecular function: metalloendopeptidase activity.